This is a messenger RNA of Mauremys mutica (yellowpond turtle), 5274 nucleotides long. It is a transcript of the gene TCAIM, whose product is annotated as T cell activation inhibitor, mitochondrial. Gene Ontology annotation, cellular component: mitochondrion. The transcript is spliced from 11 exons. The coding region runs from base 304 to 1767 and encodes 487 amino acids. Lineage: Eukaryota; Metazoa; Chordata; Testudines; Geoemydidae. The record is from RefSeq and is a predicted model, not a curated record.
CAGUAACCCCAUGGGAACGCAGUCCGCCAGGAGGGGCAGGGCUGGGCUGCUGUGUCUGAGCGCCAUUCGUGGGGUCUUGGGGUAGGGCGGCUCUGGUCAGGGUUUGGACGCAGACUGAUCUCCCCUGGGCUGUAAUACUUGGGGCUAGUUUAGGAGAUGUUGGUGGCCUGUGAUAUACAAGAGGUCAAGAUACAUGGUGCCCUCUGGCCUUAUAGGCUAUGGAUGGUCAAGAGCUGGAAGACACUUGGCUUGUGUUUUUGAUCUAGCGGAUGUCUGAAAGUUGACUUGAGCAUAAGCAGUGAGAUGUUUUGCCAUUUGGGGGCUGUGAGGAGGUUGUGUCUGGAGAAAAUAUUGCUGCAGUGGGUUCUUCAGGCAAGACCUUUGUCAGGGGCUGAAGCCAUCAAUGCUCUCAGACCUUUCUAUUUUGCAGUGCAUCCAGAUUUCUUUGGCCAGCAUCCCAGAGAAAGGGAAAUCAAUGAAAACUCUCUUAAGAGGUUAAAUGGCUAUUUGGAGAAUCUCCAGAAACCAGGAUUUAAGUCUUUUAAGCCAACUCAACUCACUUUUUAUGUGAGAGAGAGAGAACAAAACUCUUCUGAUGUCCAAGAAUCCUUCAGUGCUGCAGGUUUUCGAGCCGUCAGUUUUACUUUGCACACCAGGGACUUACUAAGCACAGUAUUGGACAUUCUCAACUCCUGCAGCUUAUCUACUGAGCAUGUCCAAAGCGUGAACUCUCAGCCUCACAAAGAAGUAAAAGGGACGUUUUACAGGCCUAUCAAAUGGGACAAGACUUACUACUCAUUUACUGGAUUCAAGGAUCCUGAGGAAGAACUAGAACAAGCCCAGAGGGUGGAAAUUACUCUAAUCUCCUGGUUAGAUAAUAGUGAAAAAAGUGCAAUAAAGAAGCUGAGAAAGAGCUUACCACUUAGGGAAGAACUAAACCGUUUAAAAGAUGAACUCACUCAUCAGCUACAGCUCUCUGAUAUCAGGUGGCAAAGAAGCUGGGGUAUUGCCCAUCGUUGUAGCCAGCUACACAGUCUAGAUCGUUUAGCUCAGCAGAGCCCAGAAGUACUGAGGAACGUUAAAGGACACACAGUAGUAUUCACGGACUGUUCAGGUAUGAGUGCAACAGGCCAUGUCAUGCUAGGCACAAUGGAUGUUCACCACCACUGGAUCAAAAUUUUUGAAAGAUUGCCUAGCUAUUAUAAACUUCAAAAGAAGAUGCUGCUUUUGGAGGACCGUAUAAGUCAUCUUCUAGGAGGCAUACAAAUAACAUACAUUGAAGAGCUGCAGCCACUGUUAACUCUUGAAGAGUAUUACACCACUCUUGAUGCUUUCUAUAAUAGAUUGCUUAACAGUAAACUAUCUUUUCAUCCUCGUAGUCUGCGUGGCUUGCAAAUGAUUCUAGAAAGUGAUAGGUAUGCUCCAAACUUGCAUGAACUUGGGCAUUUUAACAUCCCAACAAUGUGUGAUCUAGCAACCCUUCAGUGGUUUAUUAUUACCAAAGCACAGCAAGCAAGAGAGAAUCUGAAAAGAAAGGAAGAGUUGACAGUGAUGGAAAAAGAGCUAAUCAGUGCUUCCACUGAAAAAUUUUCUCUGAAACAGCUGUAUAAGGAACCAAGUAUUUCCCAUGCACAGAUGAUAGAUUGUUGUAAGCGACUGCUGGAAGAAUCACUCCCAUACCUGCAAGGCAUGCACCUCUGCAUUUCACACUUUUACUCAGUGUUGCAAGAUGGAGACCUCUGUAUCCCUUGGAACUGGAAAAGCUGAGGCCUGUCUAAUAAUCAGAGGAACUGUCUAUUUUCUCUGAGGCUAUAAACAUUAAUUAUUUUCUUUUAGAGUAAAUUAUUUAAAUGUGUAUUUUGAUAUCAGUAUUCUAACUAAUCCAAGAACUUUCUUGUUAAUUGCUGCUCAGAAAGUAGAACUUCAGUUCUAGACAGCUUGCUGAAUAAUGUACAUUAUUGCCUGUUCAUGCAUAAACAUUCUGUACGGUUUCCAUACUCCUUUACAAGUCCCAUCAUAGGGAAGGAGUAAUGAAAGGGCAUUUUUGAUAGUUAAACAAAACUUUUGAAUUGGAUUUAAAGGUUACAAAAAGGGGUUUGUUUUGUUUUUCAUAUACAUAAAUAUUCCAGGAUGGAUUUUAAGUUCAUAGAAAUUGUACCUCUAAAGCCAAGCACUAUGUACUGUCUAAAGUAGGUAAUUAACUGGAUUCAAAAAUUAAGAAAUAUCUUGUCAAAGUAGUUUUAGGGGUGGCAAAAGCAGUAGAAGUAAUUCUAGAGUCCUUCAUAUAUCAUUAAGUAUCUGGUGCCAAUACUGUAGUUACAUAUUGCUGUGUAUAUCUUAUUGUAUAAGAAAUAUAGAAGAAGGAAAAAUCCAUCAGUGUUUUUAUUAUGCAGAUAGGAACAGUACUUUGAACAUUUGUUUAAGAGGAGUUUAUUUUAAAUGUCAAUCCAAUAUCUGCCCAUUGGAGUAGGUGUUUACACUUUCAGAAUGACAUCUUCUUUGUAAAUAUAUCUCGUCUACAUUAUUGUUACAAUCAUUUGUUACUGGAGUAUAAGAUGCAUCAAUUGUUUAAGUACACUGUAGCUACGGGCAUGACUGUGAAACUUCUCACACUGGUGAGCGCUGAUUUGCAUGACUAGUCCUGAUGAAGUCUAGGGAUGGUAGAAGUCAGUGUCUGUCUGACUACUUAUAACAGUAAAUGCUCACUAAUGUAAGUAUGAGGUUCACAAUCAGCCCUGAGGAUCAGACGUACUGAAUUUUAUUUAAACUUAAUAACUCGAAUAUCGUAAGAUAAGGAUUGAGGGCUUAUUUUCUGAGUAAAUGUUAGACACGUUAAAAAGCUGCUGUUUCACUGUAUUUCAAACUAGAAUACACACCGUGUUUGAGUUCUACAUCUUGCAAAAUCAUCUGAAAGGAACUAGCCAGUUAACAUUUUUUGGACUUGGAUUCAUCUUUCAGAACUGGCAAAAAUACUGUAAAAUAAAUAUGUAUAAAUUAUGUAUAUUAUUGUUUGUGGUGUUAAGAUUGCCCACCAUAUCCCAAUAUAAGAUCGUGUUUUCACUUGCUUAUAACUUUGCUGUACUUUAACAAUUUGGGCCGAAAUUUUUGAUGCUAGGUGUCUGCUUUAGGCUGAAUUUUUUGGAAAACUUCAGCUGAAAUAGUUCAUCAUUUCUGAGAAAGAGGCAAAGGAAAAAAUAUUGUUUAGCCUAUGUUAAAUAUUUCUUGUUCUUCUUUGAACUGCUUCAGCACCCCUGUGCUUUGGAGCAAGAGGGUUGAUUUCUGUGUCAGGGAUGUGACUUUUGUCGUCCCCAUGAAAAUCCACUUGAAUUUGGCCAAAUUUUAAGCCUUUGAAGAAUUGCAUUUCGCACAUGCAGCGAGAGCCUUGCUAGAGCUUAACUGCUAAAACUUCUAAAGAUUCCAUCCUCACUGAGUAUGCUCCAGCCCCUUAUGGCUCCUGUGUGUGACAGGACUGUGCAUGCACCAGCCCCAUAGAACAGCUGAGUAUGCUGCAGCCCAGGAUUACGAGGGCUCAGAAUUUCCUUGUAACAGCUGUUUCAGGCCAGGGUAGCACCAGGCACCAGAACUGAUCAGGGAGCCUGUCUCUCCUGUGCUCUCAAUGUCACCCCUGUCUGAAGUCCACACCAAGGCAGUAUGGACGAUGUAGCCAGUUGAUUUGAAGGUAGAAGGAACAAAAGCUGGACCCGAGCAGAGAGAAAGGAGUAGGUUGGGACAAGGAGUCUUCUGAGAGUGGGACUGGAAUGGGGAAGUAACUGACUAGAAGCUGAUUGGUAGUGAGAGACUGGGCAAGGAGGAGACUGGGAACCAGUUUGCUGGGAGGGGAAGAUAUUGAGAUCAGAUGAGGAACUAAGAUGAGGCAGGGACUAGGAACCAAUGUUGCAGGCACCUGGAAGGAGAGACAUCUGUCAAGGAGUUGGCUAUAGGGGAGAACUGGGACUGGCUGGGUGAAGACCCUGAGACAAGGAGUCUAGGUGGGAGACGGGGACCGAGAUUGGAUGAGGAGCCAAAGAAGGGAGAUUGAAACUAGGAGCUAGUGUGGAGAGGGGUGAGACCAAUCAAAAGCUAGGUGCGGAGAGACUGGACCUGGCUGGGCAAGGUGUUGGGGUAGGGAGUGGGGAACUGGGACUAGCUGGGUGAGGAGAUGGAGACUGGGUGUGGGGAGGGAAAGAGAUGGGGAGCCAGGGAGCAGAGGGGAUGGGGACAGCAUGCCCAGGGGGAAAGACAGAUUGGCUGGGCAAGGAGACUGAGAUGUGAAGACUAAGGAAUGGACGCUGGGAGUGGCCAGGUGAGGAGAAUGGGACUGACACAAGGAGCCAGGGCUGAGGAAGAGACAGGACCGGGACAAGUUGAAGGGGAUGGGACAGAAGGGGUCAGGCUUGGGGGAAAUGGGAAGGAGUGUCUGUGCCCACUGGAGCUUGGGUUCUAUUCCAGACUCCCCAUUCAGAGUCUAGAAUAGAACCCAAGAAUGCAGAGUCUCGCCAUUCCUUUGCUGUCAGCAAACAUCUGUGAAACCCUUGUCAUAGUGUGUGUCCCAUCCCCCACUAGUACUGGUCCACGUAGAGCAUGACAGCCUACUCCUGCUCCUCUAUUGGCUCAAAUGGGAGAGGUCCGUAUGGUGAAUCUAAAGGUUUCAACCCCGUUGGUGACCCAUGUGGGUGUCAAUAUGAUUUCACAUUAUGGAAUUUGUUUUUUCAGUUUCUUUUUAAAAAAAACUAGGAAAUAACACACAAACUAUGUUGAAAAUUCAGUAUUAAGGUUGCAGAAUUAAGCACUCAAAAGUUAGGAAAUACCAGAAUGUAGAUUGCCUAACUCAACCCUCAGCAUUCUUCACAUCUAUUUUUUGUGUGGAAUGAGGAAAAAAGGGUGGUGAUCAAUAACUACUACUAAUCAUAAUAAAAAUCCAAAGCCAGUUCUAUUUUUGAGUAUUCAUUGAUUUCACAUUUAAUAAUCAGAUUGGCUGAGACUUGAGACUUUUCUUCUCUCUUGUUUAGAAAUUUUGACUACUUAAUCAAAUAUUUGUAGGAAAGGUGGGUAACAAUUCUUGAAUCUCAACCAGUGAUCAAAGAUUUGAGAGGUGGGCCAUCCAUUAUCAAACCAGGACAUUCCAGAUCAUGUCAUUCAGACUUCAAGAAGUAGUUUAGUCUUUACUGUUGCUUUAGAAAGGAAAUUGAAAAGACAUGGUGCUGAAACAGAAGAGAUUGUUAAUCUUUACAAACUGAUAAACAUUUAAUUAUUAAAGAAUAAUUCCCACAAUAA